AUGUUUGGAGCAUUUAAGUCAACAAGUCCCAGUUUAGGUGGUUUAUUAUGGAAAAUCCCAUGGAGAUUAUCAUCACAUCAAAAAUAUCGUCAAAGAAACAGGUUAAAGCAUGUUGAUGAAGUGAUCAAACAGAUCACUACUGGACUUCACGUCAUGAGAUGUGAAGAUAAAGGAAUUGAGUAUAAAAAAGCGAUUAGUAUGCCCAAGAAACAAAUGUUUAAACCAAGAAUGGCAUCUCUUCGGUUAUUAAAUAAAUCUUCAUUCUUCCCAAAGGAAUUUCAAAUGUCAAGUAAGGAUAAAUAUACUGUUUUCGAUAAGAAAGUGAAAGGAUAUAGGAAGGGUAUUCACAAAGUUCCUAAAUGGACUAAAAUAUCAAUGAGACAGAAUCCUAAAUUCUUUUGA
Messenger RNA from Naumovozyma dairenensis CBS 421, 402 nucleotides. It is a transcript of the gene MRPL31, whose product is annotated as mitochondrial 54S ribosomal mL60 domain-containing protein. NCBI's taxonomy places the organism in Eukaryota, Fungi, Ascomycota, Saccharomycetes, Saccharomycetales, Saccharomycetaceae. Gene Ontology annotation, molecular function: structural constituent of ribosome. The record is from RefSeq and is a predicted model, not a curated record. Gene Ontology annotation, cellular component: mitochondrial large ribosomal subunit. The transcript has a single exon. The coding region runs from base 1 to 402 and encodes 133 amino acids.